AUGAGCGGCAAUCCAACGCUGAAAUGUCUUAACACAAUCGUCGCCACAUGUCUCUGCUCGUCGUUUCAUCUAGGAUUUCUAUUUAUGACCUGGUCAUCUGCAUCUCUAUGGGUCGGACUAAAAGAACAGCUCUACCAUAUGUUGUCACCAGACUUUGAUACGAGCACAGAGGAAAUUGCUCGCGGUCUUUUAAGCAGUUUACUGAUCUUUGGAUUCGCCCUCGGCUGUUUUCUGUAUUCAAUCCGGAGUCUUAAAUGCAGCAAGUUGUGGGGUCUCCGCAUUUCAUCACUGAUUUCGGCUAUUUGCAUCUUCUUUGGUUCUUUUGAAGAGACGUAUUCGCUGGCGCUUCCUCUAUCAAGAUAUUUCACUGGGACAGCUUUAGCUUUCUCGAUUGGUUAUGGCACCGAAUUUAUAACAGAGAUCUUACCCACUCAUUUCCAAUGGGUUGCUGUUCCUCUUCAAGUCUCUUUUGCAAUAGUUGGAUGUUUUAUGUCAUCAGUCUUGACAUUUUUCAAUUUGCUGAACUCUUUGGAUCAAUUAGUGAUGACUCUGCGAAUACAAGGCACCAUUCUCUUCUUGGCACUACUGUUUUUGCUUUGGGCUGAAGAGAGCCCGGUUCAUUUGUGCAAAAAAGGCGAACUCAAGAGAUGUGCGUCAAGUAUAUCGGUUUAUAACGACACGCCGCUGGCAUACUCAGUGUUUCAAAAUAUUCAGGAUGAUACAAUUGAAAAGAAAUUUAAUCGCAGCGCCCUCAGAAAGCACUUGUUUCCCGUGUUUUGCUUGCUCUCGGUGGCAUUUUCUGGGGGCCCGAUUCUACUACUUUAUCCAAACGUCUAUUUGCAUUCCAUUCGAGAUUACCAGGAUGUAUCUUCCGUGCUUCUUCAAAGCGCGAAUCUUAUGUGCAUGACUCGAGUGGCAGCGGCUCUCAUUGUAGCCUUUAUGGCCCUAUUCGCUAGAAGAGAGAUAGCUUACAGUAAACCACGAGUUGCCGUUUGCUAUCUUGUCUCGUUGGUCGCAUUGUCAGUUUUGGUGUUUCUACCGAUGACCACAGGCGCCAUUUUGCGAAUGAUACUUGUUAUUCUGCAAGUGAUCACUCUGGGGGAAAAUUCGGCAACAUUGACAAUUGAGCUUUUUUGUGCCCUGGCUUAUUUGACACGUGAAAGCAGACGCUCAACUGCUGCAUCAAUCGGUUUUGGAUGUGUUAUAUUCGCGGCAUAUAUCGCUUCUUUUCCAUUCGUUAUGGACCCAUCGGAUAACAAAAUCUUGUCAGCAUAUUUACUAGUUCCAACUGCUGUAUGUUGGCCGGUAAUGAUGUUUUUGUUACCAAGAGCUACUCCGCGAGCUCCAAAACCAAAGGAAGACGAGAAAAAUCUCACAUUGACAGAUCGAAUGAAGCGCAAUGCUAUCGGCACCGUUCACGCAUUUGCUGGCCUU
This is a messenger RNA of Mesorhabditis belari, 1434 nucleotides long. The record is from the annotation of a GenBank genome assembly. NCBI's taxonomy places the organism in Eukaryota, Metazoa, Nematoda, Chromadorea, Rhabditida, Rhabditidae.